Messenger RNA from Plectropomus leopardus (leopard coralgrouper), 1250 nucleotides. RefSeq names its product diencephalon/mesencephalon homeobox 2 (gene dmbx2). NCBI's taxonomy places the organism in Eukaryota, Metazoa, Chordata, Actinopteri, Perciformes, Serranidae. Gene Ontology annotation, biological process: regulation of transcription by RNA polymerase II. Gene Ontology annotation, molecular function: DNA-binding transcription factor activity, RNA polymerase II-specific; RNA polymerase II transcription regulatory region sequence-specific DNA binding. The record is from RefSeq and is a predicted model, not a curated record.
UGUUUCUCAGAUGGUCCCAUUCCCCGAAUCGAUUCAGUAUGAACUCCUUGAAUUUCUGCGGGACGUCCAGCGGUGUUGGUGCUGGUGUGUAUCCCCUCCACGGUGUGAACUCCAUGCUGUUCGACCUGCACCACCAGAUGGCGGAGCAGUACCACGUUUACUCUGCGGCCAGCCCCGCAGCGCACACCCUGUCUGUGGCUGAGAGACUCGCAGAGCUCAUUCUGGAGGCUCGGUAUGGCAACCAGCAGAAGCAGCGCCGCAGCCGCACAGCAUUCACAGUGUCACAGCUACAAGCUCUGGAGAAAGCCUUCCAGCAGACUCAAUACCCAGAUGUUGGCAUGAGAGAGAGGCUGGCUGUCUGCAUCAAUCUGCCCGAGGCUCGCAUUCAGGUGUGGUUCAAGAACAGGAGGGCAAAGUUUCGUAAAGGUCAGAGGUGCUCCCCGCUCUCCAGAGACCACAGUCAUGAGGAGGCACCACAUCGCAGCAUGGUGGGACAGGAGGAAGUCAGGACAGAAGACAAGCAGGACGUCACAUCACAUUGUGACAGAAAUAUCCCUCCUCCACACCGCUGCCUUCCUCCUCCUCCUCCUCCUCCUCCUCCUCAUGUGAACAUAAGCAGGGAGGUCUGCACACCUGUCACUCCCUCAGACUCAGAUGCACCACGGUGCCCCCUCCGCCUUCACUCUCCUCCACUUUUCCCCUUCAUGAUGGGGGAACGCUACAGCCACACGCCUCACCAGCCAGUUGUAGGAGUGCUGUCCGCCGAACUCGCCCUCCCCCCGGUGUUCUGGCCCAUCAUACAGCAGCAUAGCUCCGCCCUGGGGGUUCAUCCAACGUCAGUUAGUAAAAACUGUAGCCUCUCCCUUCAGACUGCUUGUUCCAGUAAAGCUGUGCCUCACCCUCACCUGGGGCUGUAACUGCAGACCUGUACGCCUAAAGCCACAGAUCUCUGCUCCGUCUGGACUCAAAUAUACCUGAAAUGUGGGAAAACAGGAAGAGAAGGACUUGCUCCUAUAAAUGUGACAACAGAAAAAUAUGUUGUUGUUUUUUUUAUUAAGAGAGCUUUAUUGAAUACCUGCCUGUCUGUAGGGAUGUAAAGCUGUACAGUCACGUACUUCCAAGUCUGAUUUGGGUCUGCUUUAAUUUACGCCUACAGGUUGGAGGAGUAUGGUUGAAGGAGGCUGUCGUUUAAUCUGUUGCCACAUUUAAAGAAAUCUUUCUGCAUUAUUUUGCUCGGACCGCUGACAAGU